AUGGCAUUCCGGCUUCGUCCCCAGCCUGUCGACAUUCACGAUACUCUGCCCUGUGAGAUCAUCGACCACAUCACAUCUCUGCCAACUUCCGAACCUGGACAUGCGGCAUCAGACGAGCAUUCAUCGAAGCGCCGGAAGCUCGACCCAGAAAGGUCCCGCUUUUGCAUCGCGACAGGAGCCCUAUCUUUCCAGCGAAGGCUCCCCAGUCCCGAAUCGACACCCCGCGUAGUGGAGCGCUCUGGUGUCGGCACCUAUGUCCGGGCCUUCCUGGAAGAUCAAGAUCUCUAUCUUACACUGCGCCCAGUGUUGUCCGGGGACAGAUAUUUCAAGUUUAAGAUACCCCUCUUGUCGCAGCACAUCAGCGAUGAUGCCAGGAAAAUCCUUUCCAUCGACACGCCCGUGCAGACCAGCUCUCCUGGCACGGUCUUGACCAAUGUCGACGUUGUCAUGGAACUGAAAGGAACGUUGGCGUCAAUACAUCUCGACUUCCAGCUGUUCUGGAGCAUUACGCUUUCGCCAUGGGAUGGAUUCGGCAACAACGAGGGGUACAAACGCACAGGUUCUGUUAUCGACACUUUCUACCCUAUUUCUGAUGCGCCCACAGCCGCGCGGUCUCCGAUGGACUUUUACGAGUCUGCCUUUAUUCCAGACAAGCAGGACAGCUUACCACUAUCGAUCGAUAUUCCUGACAUGGAUGCCACACUGUUUCCGUACCAAAAGAGGUCACUUCAGUGGAUGCUGAGAAGGGAAGGGGUCCAGUGGACGGGUUCAGACAUAGAGUCGCUCCCGGGAGAGAUGCCUGCACCGCUAAGCGAAAGCUCACGAAUCGUCCAAGACAGCACUGGCCGGGACUUGAUUUUGAAUGACGUCUUUCACACCGUCUCUGAAAACGACGAGCCUUUUAAGCAGGUUGAGAGGUCUGUUCGGGGUGGAAUUCUGGCCGAGGAGAUGGGACUCGGCAAGACGCUCGAGGUCCUUGGUCUUAUCCUGCUGCACCGCCAUGAACAUGUGGAGAUGAAUAGGUCAACACCCGGUCUCAUUUCAACCGGCGCGACCUUGAUCGUUGCACCAGAAUCUCUGCGGCAGCAGUGGAUGUCCGAGAUAUCGAGACAUACACCUGAUCUGCGGCUUGAAUUCUACCAAGGAUGUAAGCGCGAGGGAGGUCAGGGAGAUGCGGUGGCGAGAAGACUCGCCCAAUGCGACGUUGUUGUGACUACAUAUAAGGUUCUGUCGUCCGAGAUACACUUCGCAAAGGAUGAGCCUGAACGUUCCCGUCGUCGGGAGCGCAAAUACGAGCGACCAAAAUCUCCCCUGGUCCAGAUCAUGUGGUGGCGGUUGUGCCUCGAUGAGGCCCAGAUGAUCGAGAACGGCUUCAGCCAGGCAGCAACCGUUGCCCGCACGAUACCACGCUUCAAUGCAUGGGGGAUUACAGGAACGCCAGUCAAAGACGAUGUCAAAGACCUCUAUGGCUUGCUAGCGUUCCUUCAAUAUGAGCCCCUCUGUUCCGCGCCGUUGCUUUGGCAAUCCUUGAUCAACGGCCACAAACCCAUUUUUCAGAAACUCUUUAACACAAUAUCGCUGCGACACACAAAGGCGCUGGUGCGGGAUGAAAUCACUUUGCCUCCUCAACGGCGCUUUUCCAUCAGCGUGCCGUUCAGCGCCGUGGAGGAGCAACACUACCAGUCUCUGUACAAAGAGAUGACGGAAGCAUGCGGGGUGGAUGGCGAGGGCAAUCCAGUCGUUGACGAAUGGAAUCCCGAUGAAUACGCAGAGAUUAUGAGAGUGUGGCUUGACCGUCUGAGGCAGACUGCACUCCACCCAGAGGUUGGAGCGUACAGCCGUCGCAUUCUGGGUCAGAAUAGGACUCGGCCGAUGCGAACAGUGGAGGAGGUCCUCGAUGCAAUGAUCGAGCAGAGCGAAAAUGCCAUCAAGGUGGACUACAGGAUGCUACUAUCCCACAAGCUUACACGGGGACAACUCUUUGAAAACUCUCCACGCGUCAAGGAGGCUGCCAUGAUAUGGGAGGCUGUCAGGAAGGAAACAGGCAGGAUGGUUGCAGAUGCCCGCGCCGAGUUGAAGGCUGCCCUAGGGGACAAGAGGGCCAACGGUGCUGGGAGCAGUGCUCUUGACAGGGUUGAGAAUUCUGGCGGUUCGGACGAUGAUGAAGGCCCAGGCUUGCAGGGCCGUAUUGCAGAGCUACGUCGCAAGCUACGGCCACCCUUGGAAUUGCACCACAAGGCCGUCUUCUUCUGCGCCAACGCUGUCUUUCAGAUAAGGGAUAAUAAGGAUAUGACGGAGCCGGAUUCGGACGAGUUUCACAGGCUCAAGAAGCUGGAAGAAGAAGGCUACGACGAGGCCAAGAAGAUUCGAAGGGAGAUUCUUAGGGAGACUCACCGCAAGGCAACGCAGCUCAUGAACCAGAUCACGCGCAAGGCCAACGGCCAGUCGUUUACCGAGGUCUCGGAGCUCGUUGUUAAGGCAGAGAGGGGCAUCGAGAGCGGCCGCAUCAUCGACAGCCUCGAGAUGCUGUAUGGGAGUCUCAACGACCAGGCUAACGUGAUUGAUGAAUGGCGUGAGCAUGUGGUCCAGCUUCUGUUGAAGCCCCUUCUCGAUGAAGAAGAGGACGUUGAGACGACGGGAGAGGAAAUGGGAGAUUCGGCAAAGAUCCAGGAAGAGCUCAUCAUCUAUUCGCAGGUCCUGCGAGUGGCCGUUGCCGAUCGCCAAGACGCCAUGACAGGGCAGACCAACGAACUCGCGAACCAUGAGGCUCAGGUGUCUAUACGCAUGGCCAAAAACGAUGAAGGGCCGAUGCCCGAGAAACUUCUAGAGCUCUUUACGCUACGAGACAAGAUCAAGCCCCAAUUGGGGCCUCUGUCUAUGAGGGGGGCUAUCAGCGAGCUACGCAGCCUGGUGAUGAGGCUACGCAAUGAGCCUAGCCAGACGGACCGUGUGCGCAUGGAGCUCAGCUUGGCUUCUAAACUGCUUUCCGAGACGCAAGCAGCGCUCAGCGAGCAAUUAAAAGCCUCGGCAUCCCUCGAGUCCGAGAUUGAGAGCUUCCGAGCAACGGUGAAUGCGCGGCUCGAGUACUACCGCCAGCUUCAGAGCGUUUCUGACAGCGUGCUGCCAUAUGAAGGCCCCAAGACCGAGGAGACUGCGACCAAGAUGGCCAAGAACGAAGAGGACCUCGAGCGCAAGCUCGCUGCGGCACAGGCCAAACACCGAUACUUGAUUCAUCUCAAAGAGGCAGGUUCCAAGACUAACGAGCCGCGGAUAUGUGUCAUCUGCCAGAUGCCGUUCGAGAUGGGUGUCCUGACCAUCUGCGGACACCAAUUCUGCAAAGAGUGCAUGAUGACGUGGUACAAGGCGCACCGCAACUGUCCCAUCUGCAAGAGGCACUUAAGCGUGUCGCAGUUGCACGACAUUACCAUGAAGCCUCAGGAGCUUCGCCUCCAUGGUGACGAGACGACGAGGGGCGAGAAUGACAGCAGCGAUGGUGGCGGUGUCGCACAGGGAGACAGUCGGGACGACGGUGACGGCAUAACGAAAAAGACGAUGAUCUAUUCGACAUUCAACGCUGAGAAGCUGGCAGAAAUCAAGAAUAUUGAGCUCGAGGGGCCGUCAUACACGACCAAGGUGGACACGUUGGUGCGUCAUCUACUGUGGUUGCGAGAGGUUGAUCCAGGGGCCAAGUCGAUUGUAUUUUCACAAUACAAGGGCUUCCUAAGCGUCUUAGCAACAGCAUUCCGACGAUUUCGCAUCGGUUUCGCAUCCAUCGACACGCAUGGCGGGACGACACGCUUCAAGGAGGACCCGUCAGUUGAGGUGUUUCUGCUGCACGCGCGUGCCCACUCGAGCGGCCUCAACCUGGUAGCAGCCAACAAUGUGUUUCUGUGCGAGCCACUGGUCAAUACGGCGCUGGAGCUGCAAGCCAUUGCACGCGUUGACCGCAUCGGACAGCAGCACGAGACGACGGUGUGGCUGUACGUGACGUCGGGCACGGUCGAGGAGAGUAUAUAUAAUCUCGGAGUCAAGCGACGGAUGGAGCACAUGAGACGGACGCAGUCGAACGGGACCAAGUCAAAAUCACGGUCCAAGGACAAGGGCAAAGGCAAGGGCAAGGACCCUAGGUCUAGGGGCUCGACGCCCGAGCUGUUAGAUGCCAACCUCGAGGCUGCCAAUACACUGGAGCUCGAGCAGGCGACACUGUCCAAGCUGAUGAGCAAGGACAGGUCGGCUGGAGAGAUGGUCGACAAGGGAGACCUGUGGGAAUGUCUGUUUGGACAUGUGGGUGGUUCGAUCAAUGGCAAGUCUUCUGCCAAGAAGCAUUGA
Messenger RNA from Geosmithia morbida, 4329 nucleotides. RefSeq names its product E3 ubiquitin-protein ligase SHPRH. Gene Ontology annotation, biological process: DNA damage response; protein polyubiquitination. NCBI's taxonomy places the organism in Eukaryota, Fungi, Ascomycota, Sordariomycetes, Hypocreales, Bionectriaceae. Gene Ontology annotation, molecular function: ATP binding; ATP-dependent chromatin remodeler activity; ubiquitin protein ligase activity. The record is from RefSeq and is a predicted model, not a curated record. The transcript has 4 exons. Bases 1 to 4329 code for a protein of 1442 amino acids. Gene Ontology annotation, cellular component: nucleus.